This is a messenger RNA of Phymastichus coffea, 715 nucleotides long. Its product is annotated as prothoracicotropic hormone-like. Lineage: Eukaryota; Metazoa; Arthropoda; Insecta; Hymenoptera; Eulophidae. The coding region runs from base 93 to 638 and encodes 181 amino acids. The record is from RefSeq and is a predicted model, not a curated record. The transcript is spliced from 4 exons.
CGAUCUCUUAUAAAAGGGCCAGUCCCGUACGGCAUCCACAUUAGUUGUUCCAUUGCCAAACUACCAGCAUUGAAUGCUCGCUCGCUAGAGGAAUGAAGCUGUUCGUUUUGCUCGUGAUGAUUCUGGCGACAGGACCUGGAAGGAGAAUGUCGAUCGGCCGCUGCGGCGCGGACGACUUCAGCGAACCAGAGUUCCCGUUCGAUCGCGAGGACUGCGCGGAUGGCUCCACCUACCCAGAGAAGCGCUUAGUCGUCCCGGGCAAACUUCGCGAGCAUCAUCCUGCCGUGUCGAGAUUGCAGGCCAUGAGCGCGCAAGAUCUGUUGACUCAGUGGAAGCCAAUUUGCGGUUGCGUGGCAGAGCACAGGGUUAUUAAUCUGGGCGAAGGCCACUAUCCGAGAUACAUCACAAUCGCCAAAUGCAGACCAAAGACCUGCUCCAACAGAUUUUACCAGUGUAGACAUACCGACUACAGGCUCCACGUAUUGGUGAAUCGCGGGAUGAACUCGAUACUGAACAACGCACAGGAGAUGGGCGUUAAGGAUCUCGAAGAACUGACCUUGCCGCAAUCCUUACAAGCCAAUUGGCAGAUGAUCGGUCUGUCGAUUCCUGUGGCGUGCACCUCCGUCGAGAGAACGUAACGAGCUAUCUAGCUGUCUUCGGCCCAUGUCAAUUUCUCUUAGCCUCAUAAGCGAUGUGUCAAAUAAAAGUUCUUGUA